Asparagus officinalis (garden asparagus) is the source of this 1557-nucleotide messenger RNA. RefSeq lists its product as uncharacterized. The record is from RefSeq and is a predicted model, not a curated record. NCBI's taxonomy places the organism in Eukaryota, Viridiplantae, Streptophyta, Magnoliopsida, Asparagales, Asparagaceae. The transcript has 4 exons. The coding region runs from base 109 to 1557 and encodes 482 amino acids.
UUCGGGAUUUUGACGGGUACCCAUUUGCCGGAAUCUUCUCCUCUUUCAAACGAGGGUCUUGGCCUCCAUUUCCGAGCCCGAAGGAAAACUCCUUUGACUUGAUUCACGAUGUCUCCCCGUCGGUCUCGUCUUUCCGGGAGUCACCCUUGCUCGCAGCAUGGCGUGGAGGAGGCUCCUACGACAUCAUCUCCAGUGACCUCUUGCUUUGGGGUUGAGUUUCCCGGGGGUAGUCUCCCUCAUCAUGCCCCUACCGGUUGUAGUAGGGAAGUGUUUUCUUCGGCUUCUGCCAGGCAGAUCAUCGAUCCCCUUCCGCAGUUCGACAGAGAUCGCUCAGACGAGUUCUGUCGCUUGAUAAAGGAUGGAGGGCGUCACUGUUUACGCCAACUUAUCACCGAUGCUCCUCUCACCGCAGACGCCACUUCUACUGAAGCUUUAAAGAAGCCGGGUUUUCUAUUCGGGGAUCGCACCGAAGAUCCUGCCGCGCUGACUCUUGCUGAGGAGCACUGGCUUACCCUUGACGAGGGAGCUCUUUUAUAUAUCCCCUCUAUUCCUCGCCAGUGCUCUUUUACUGACUUGGAGAAACAGGCUGUGGGGCGACAGAUGUCCUGGCCUCUUACCAAUGCUGUUACACACGUUCAGUGCGGAUACAUUUCUCAUCACAAGAGUCCCGGUUCUCUGGGGUAUCAAUCCAUUUGUGGCCUUCGACCCGGGAUCAUGGGUCUUGACACUGCACCUCCAGGCGAGGUAUCGGCGGCCGCUCUCACCGUGAGGAAUCGUUUAGCUCAUCUGGGAAGACAAUUACCUCGACUGGAUUACCGAUGUUAUGGUUGGGCUUCCUCACUGGCUAAGGGAUGGUGGACCCGUUUGACCAGUUAUGUUCUGGGACGCUGGGAGAGAGACUUGAAGGGUAGUGGAUUAUAUACGCCCAUACGGGCUACUAUGUAUGGACUUCCCGUUAGCUGCCGUCACUUCUUGGCAUUGCUCGAGACAUAUAUGCCUGAUAGUAAUACCUUCUUGACCAGUGGCGGAGAGCUAGGGUUGGCUCUUCAUGAGAUGCACCAGGUUUCCGGGCUUUCGAUGGGAGAUUGCCCGUAUCAGGAAUACUUCCCUUCUAACCAACAGUUGGAGUGUUUGAAGAAGGAUACUCCCGAUGUGUAUGACACUCUCUGGGACCUCACCUGUCAUUAUCACACCUGUUUGCUCCAGAGUUCUCCUCCAGCGAAGACGAAGAGGAAGAUCAGCUUGAAGCAGUUUGCUGUUUACCUGUUUCCUAACUUGGAGGAUGAUUCCGAGGAGUCCAUACAUGAGUUAGGCGUUUUGACCCCUGCCGCUAUUAAUGAGCUGAUGGAGAAGAAUGAAACUCAUUCUUAUACCAUUGCUAGUGCCGAGGGGGCUUUUCCGGCCGGGACUAAGUUUCGAUCGUUCCUCUAUCAUGCCCAGAAGUCUAUCGAUCCUCGGUCUCUGUUAGCUGGCUACCUUGCUCUUUGGCUGAAGAAGUGUGUUGUUCCAUAUCAGUCUUCAGACGCUCUACCCCUUGAGCAUCCAUUGCGGGCUUAG